Centruroides sculpturatus (bark scorpion) is the source of this 1032-nucleotide messenger RNA. RefSeq names its product SCAN domain-containing protein 3-like. The coding region runs from base 1 to 1032 and encodes 343 amino acids. The transcript has 3 exons. NCBI's taxonomy places the organism in Eukaryota, Metazoa, Arthropoda, Arachnida, Scorpiones, Buthidae. The record is from RefSeq and is a predicted model, not a curated record.
AUGUUGGCUACCAUUGCUAAGAAGAAAUGCAUACAAUAUUCACAGGAAUAUUUGAAAUAUGGUUUUGUGCCAUCGUUUGCUAAUGAAACUAUUUCUAUGUGCUUAUUAUAUGAAAAAACUUUCAGCAAUGAUGCUAUGAAGCUGGCACAAAUGAAAGACCACUUGGAAAGAAUCCAUUCUGAUAAGAAAAACAAAGAUUUUGAGUAUUUCAAAAUACUAAAAGAGAAAUUGAGAGUUCGGCCAAAUUUGAAUACAUAUGUGAAGUCAUCUGCUAGUGUUGAUAGAGAAAGAGGACUGAAGACAUCCUACAGCAUCUCUCUUAAUAUUGCAAAGAAAGGCAAACCGUAUACUAUUGAUGAAGAGAUUAUAAUACCAGCUAUAAAAGAUGUAAUUGAAAAUGUUAUGAAGAAAGACUUUCAACUAGUUUUAAAAUGCAUACCAUUAAGUGCAAAUACUGUGCAACGAUAUAUUGAGGAAAUGGCCAAUGAUGUGGAAAGAACUUUGACCUCUGAGCUCCAGCAUUGUAAGUUUGCUAUUCAACUUGAUGAAUCAACUUUCAGAAGUUCAAAUCUUCUCAUAGCUUAUGUUAAGUUUCAUAGCCUGUACCUGAAUGACACUGUUGAUGAAUUUCUAUUUGCUAAGUAUCUUGAAACUAAUUCAAAAGUAGCUACUGAUGGUGCACCUGCUAUAGUAGGCUAUUACAGAGGAUUUUUCGGUUUUCUGAAGGAAAAGGUUCCUAAAGUGCAUACUGUUCACUGUGUUCUACACAGGCAGCAUUUUAUAGCCAAAAAACUGAGUGACGAACUUCAUGAUACUCUAAAAGUGUGCAUCAGUUACAAUUGUUCAAGCUCAAACAAUCAUAAUGGCCUUUCAAAGAAGACUUUAAAGCAUGUUUCGAAGACUCUGAGAAUAUGCAUGUUCCCGAAUCCAUCUGAUGUAAAAAUAUAUAAUGAAGGUAGAGAACCUGGCUUAGAAGAUGAACUGAGUGGAAUAUGUGUAGAUCUUAAAGCUAAAGCAUUGUUUAAAAAAUAA